Lycium ferocissimum is the source of this 3187-nucleotide messenger RNA. Its product is annotated as receptor-like protein EIX2. The record is from RefSeq and is a predicted model, not a curated record. The transcript has a single exon. Lineage: Eukaryota; Viridiplantae; Streptophyta; Magnoliopsida; Solanales; Solanaceae. The coding region runs from base 95 to 3187 and encodes 1030 amino acids. Gene Ontology annotation, molecular function: protein binding.
CUUGCAAGAACCAUCAUUUUAGUUGAAUAGGCUAAAAGUUUCAGAAAUACAAAGAAUUUAGUUUCUUCUUUCUCAUAGCUUCAAGCAAAGAACAAUGAGUAAAAUAAAAUAUCCAAGACUUGCUCAUUUCCUUGUUACUUGGUCUUUACUGCUCCUAAAGACAGCUUUGGGAUCAACUUCAAUAGAAGUUAACAAGACCCUCUGUAUGGAAAAUGAGAGAGAUGCCCUUCUUGAGUUCAAAAGAGGCCUUAAGGACGAUUUUGGUCGUUUAUCUACGUGGGGAGAUGAAGAAGAUAAAAAAGAAUGCUGCAAAUGGAAGGGUAUUGAAUGUGACAGAAGAACUGGUCAUGUAACUGUUCUUGAUCUUCACAAUGAAGUUUCGUGUCCAGGCCGUGCUUGUUUUGCUCCAAUAUUGAGAGGUAGACUCAGUCCUUCUCUACUUGAGUUGCAGCAUCUGAAUUACUUGGACCUCAGUGUAAAUGGAUUUGAGAAGAGUGAGAUACCGAGAUUCAUAGGCUCUUUUAAGCGACUACAGUACCUGAACCUCUCAUCUUGUUAUUUUUCUGGUGAAAUUCCAGCACAGUUCCGUAAUCUAACUUCUUUGAGGAUUCUUGAUCUUGGAGACAAUCAUCUUACAGUGAAGGAACUUGUGUGGAUUUCUCAUCUCUCCUCUCUAGAGUUCUUGAGUCUAGCUGGUAAUGACUUCCAAGCAAGCAAUUGGUUUCUAGAGAUAACUAAGGUCCCUUCAUUGAAAGAACUUGACUUGAGUGUUUGUGGGCUCUCUAAAUUUGUUCCACUUCCAGCUGCCUUAGCCAAUUCUUCGUUGAUCUCCCUUUCUAUACUUCGUUUAUGCUGUAAUGGUUUUUCUUCUUUAGCUGAAUAUAGCUGGUUAUUCAAUUUUAGCACAAGCCUGACUAGCAUCGAUCUCUCUACUAAUCAGCUGGUCGGUCAAAUUGAUCAUCGCUUUGGGAGCUUGAUAUACCUUGAGCAUCUUAAUCUUGCUGAUCAGUUUAACCUUAAAGGUGGGGUUCCCAGUUCUUUUGGGAAUUUGACACGUUUACGUUAUCUGGACAUGUCUAACACUCGGACAUACCAAAGGCUUCCUGAGUUGUUUCACAGGUUAUCAGGCAGUAUGAAAUCACUUGAAAUUUUGGGGUUGAACGACAACUCAAUGCUUGGUUCAUUGGUUAAUGUCACAAGAUUUUCAGCCUUGAAGAAAUUAUACCUGCAGGAAAAUGCACUGAAUGGCUUUUUCAUGGAAAGGUCUGGACAAGUUUCGAGCCUUGAGUAUCUAGAUUUGUCUGAUAACCAAAUGAGAGGGCCAUUACCAGAUUUAGCAUUGUUUCCAUCAUUGAGAGAGUUGCAUCUUGGCUCUAAUCAAUUUCGAGGGAGGAUACCACAAGGUGUUGAAAAACUUUCACUGCUUAGAUUUUUGGAUGUCUCGUCUAAUAGAUUAGAAGGACUACCCGAAAGUAUGGGGCAACUAUCAAACCUGGAAAGUUUUGAUGCCUCUUAUAAUGUCCUGAAGGGUACAAUCACAGAGUCCCACUUUUCCAAUCUUUCCAGUUUAGCAGAGUUGGACCUAUCCUUCAACUUGUUGUCUUUGAAGACAAGCUUCGAUUGGGUUCCUCCUUUUCAAUUACAAAUUAUAAGGCUUGCAUCUUGCAAUUUGGGACCUUCUUUUCCCAAAUGGCUUCAAACUCAGAAUAACUACACACUUCUUGAUAUUUCUCUUGCGAGUAUAUCAGACAUGCUACCAAGUUGGUUCUCUGAUCUUUCUCCCAAUCUAAAGAUUCUGAAUCUCUCUAACAACCAUAUCAGUGGCAGAGUUUCUGAGUUCAUAGUGAAUAAACAAGACUACAUGAUUAUAGAUUUAAGCUUGAACAACUUUUCAGGACCUUUGCCUCUAGUUCCUACCAAUAUACAAAUAUUUUAUCUACGCAAAAAUCAGUUCUCUGGAUCCAUUUCUUCCAUUUGUGAAAAUACAACAGCAGGUGCCACUUCCCUUGACUUGUCUCGCAACCAAUUUUCAGGAGAACUUCCUGAUUGUUGGAUGAAUAUGAGUAAUCUAGCUGUUCUUAAUCUAGCCUAUAAUAAUUUCUCUGGAAAUGUUCCACCUUCGUUAGGCUCCUUGACAAGUUUGGAGGCUUUAUACAUUCGGCAGAACAGUUUUAGUGGGAUGUUGCCUUCUUUUUCACAAUGUCAGUUGUUACAGAUCUUGGAUCUUGGAAGGAAUAAGUUCACAGGAAGAAUCCCAACAUGGAUAGGGACCGAUCUACUCAAUUUGCGCAUUCUAAGCCUACGGUUCAACAAAUUCAAUGGAAGCAUACCAUUGAUUAUCUGUCAGCUUCAGUUUCUUCAGAUUAUGGACCUUUCGACAAAUGGAUUAUCUGGGAAAAUUCCAGAGUGCCUCAGCAAUUUUACCCUGUUGCGUCAAGAAAAUGGCACUGGUGAGUCGAUGGAUUUUCUAGUCCGUUAUGACUAUAUUCCAGGCUCAUACUUGUACAUAGGCGAUUUAUUGAUUCAAUGGAAAAACCAGGAGUCUGAGUACAAGAAUCCUUUAUUAUAUAUGAAGACUAUUGAUCUUUCAAGUAAUAAAUUGGUUGGAGGUAUCCCUAAAAAGAUAGCUGACAUGAGGGGAUUGAGAUCUUUGAACCUCUCGAGAAAUGAUCUGGAUGGAAGUGUCAUCGAAGGAAUAGGUCAAAUGAAGAUGUUGGAGUCUCUUGACUUGUCAAGAAACCAGCUUUCUGGUAUGAUCCCCAAGGGCCUUGCUAAUCUGACUUUUCUUAGUGUGUUAGACUUAUCAAGCAACCACUUAUCAGGGAGAAUUCCAUCAAGCACUCAAUUGCAGAGUUUUGACAGAUCAUCCUACAAUGGCAAUGCUCAACUCUGCGGUCCUCCUCUUCAAGAAUGUCCCGGAUAUGCUCCUCCUAGUCCCCCUAUCGAUCGUGACAGCAAAACCGAUCCUCAGGAACAUGAUGACGAUGAGGAUUUUCCAUCUCUGGAGUUUUAUAUAUCAAUGGUGCUAGGUUUCUUUGUCGCAUUUUGGGGAUUCUUGGCCUCUUUAAUUGUCAACCGUUCUUGGAGGAAUGCCUACUUCACAUUCUUAACGGACAUGAACAGUUGGCUCCAUAUUACAUUAAGAGUCUGCUUUGCAAAACUGAAGGGAAAGCUAAGGAGUAGUUAA